This is a messenger RNA of Engraulis encrasicolus (European anchovy), 3341 nucleotides long. It is a transcript of the gene pdpk1b, whose product is annotated as 3-phosphoinositide dependent protein kinase 1b. The record is from RefSeq and is a predicted model, not a curated record. Gene Ontology annotation, biological process: intracellular signal transduction; peptidyl-serine phosphorylation. The transcript is spliced from 14 exons. The coding region runs from base 229 to 1920 and encodes 563 amino acids. Gene Ontology annotation, molecular function: protein serine/threonine kinase activity; ATP binding. Lineage: Eukaryota; Metazoa; Chordata; Actinopteri; Clupeiformes; Engraulidae.
AGAAACUCGAUGACAGUAGGCCCACAUGCUGUUGAACUCACUCACCCGAGCUCAAACAUGCUUCAGGUACCACUAGGAGGCGCCAACUAGCAGGAGGUGCUCGAGCUUCUCGACUGCGGUAACAUUGUUGUGGAAUGACGUCACAGCUGGAAAAUGAAGGCGCAGAGGCAGCCAUGACUACAAGCUCUGUAAUUAUUUAAUCCAAAUAAAUACUCGCGGAAAACUUCCAUGGCAAGAGCCACAAGUCAGAUUUAUGAUGUUGCACCCCUCCACUCCUCUGUUGUUCACUGCCCCUGUCCAUCCAUGGUAAGAGGUCAGCAGGACACGUCACGUCUCCAAGGCAACAGCAUGGAGGGUCCCGUUGCACCCCCCCAGCCCACCCAGCCUCGCAAGAAAAGACCCGAGGACUUUAGAUUUGGCAAAAUCUUGGGAGAGGGCUCCUUUUCUACUGUUGUCCUUGCAAAGGAACAUACAACAGGAAAGGAAUAUGCCAUUAAAAUUCUGGAAAAGCGCCACAUAAUGAAAGAGAACAAGGCGCAGUACGUGAAGAGGGAGCGAGAUGUGAUGUCAAGCUUGGAUCACCCCUUCUUCGUCAAACUCUAUUUCACUUUUCAGGACGAAGAGAAGCUCUACUUUGGCCUGAGUUAUGCUAAAAAUGGGGAGUUACUGAAAUACAUCCGUAAGAUUGGCUCAUUUGAUGAGACUUGCACAAGAUUCUACUCAGCUGAGAUUGUGUCUGCGCUGGAGUACCUGCAUGACAAAGGAAUAAUACACAGAGACCUCAAGCCGGAGAAUAUUCUGCUGAGUGAGGAGAUGCACAUCCAGAUCACGGACUUUGGCACAGCCAAGCAGCUCUCCUCAGACUGCAAGCAGGCCCGGGCAAACUCUUUUGUGGGGACGGCUCAGUAUGUCUCCCCAGAACUUCUGAUUGAGAAGUCAGCCUGUAAAAGUUCUGAUCUUUGGGCGUUGGGCUGCAUCAUCUACCAACUGGUUGCUGGGUUACCACCGUUCAGAGCCGGAAACGAGUAUCUAAUAUUCCAGAAAAUUAUAAAAUUGGAAUACGAGUUCCCAGAGAAAUUCUUUCCCAAAGCUAAAGAUUUGGUAGAACAGCUUCUGGGUUUGGAUCCUGCGAAGAGGAUUGGCUGUGAGGAGAUGGGCGGCUAUGGGCCCCUGAGGUCUCACCCCUUCUUCGAGUCGGUCUCUUGGGGAGACCUGCACCUCCAGACCCCGCCCAAACUCAACGCGUACCUGCCCGCCAUGUCUGAAGAUGACGAGGACUGCUAUGGCAACUACGAUGACCUGCUUAGCCAGUUCAGCAAUAUGCAGGUGGCUCCGGCAGGGGAGGGGACUUCCCCGGUGCCCAUCCCCGUUCCUGCUGCUGCUCCUGGGGGCCAGGAACACGUGCCCAGCCCCAGCCCCAGCCCCAACCCCCACCACCACCACCACCCCCACCCGCAGGCACCCACGCACCAGCCGCCGCUCUCCGUGGACCAGUUCAUCCACGACCUGGACAGCAACAGCAUGGAGCUGGACCUGCAGUUCUCCGACGAGGAGAAGCGCCUGCUGCUCGACAAACAGUGUGCUGCCAACCCAUGGCAUCAGUUUGUGGAGAACAAUCUUAUUUUAAAGAUGGGGCCUGUAGAUAAACGCAAGGGUCUGUUUGCGCGGCGACGGCAGCUCCUCCUGACUGAAGGUCCUCACCUGUACUACGUGGACCCGGUCAACAAGGUCCUGAAAGGGGAGAUCCCCUGGUCUCCAGAGCUACGGCCAGAAGCCAAGAACUUCAAAACCUUCUUUGUUCAUACGCCUAACCGGACAUACUAUCUGAUGGACCCCAGUGGAAAUGCUGACAGAUGGUGUAAGAAAAUCCAAGAAGUCUGGAGGAAGAUCUACCAUAAGCACCAGAACCCUGGCCUAUAGGAGCUCCGAUCCAGAACCCUGGCCUAUAAGAGCUCAGAUCUACCAGAACCCUGGCCUAUAGGAGCUCAGAUCCUACUCGGCCACACCUCCUCCUCCCCCAGCCCCACCCCCCGCAUCCCUCUCGGCCAAUUACAGAACAGAGACAGUUCCCCCCCACCCAAAAAAACCUGCACCUUCAAAUGGUGGCAGUUUCUAGAGUUUAGACUCCAUCUCCAUCUCCUCUCCAUUGUUGCUCUCUUCCUUCUGUCCUUAACCUCCCCCCUAGUCUGCCCCCCCCCCUCUCUUUCUCGCAGUUCAUCACAAUACUCUGGAAUAGUUAGGGUUUUUUUUUCCUCCCCCUUCUCCUUUCUUGGUUUUUGAUCCCUUCUUGCUGUCAGGUAUGCAGAGUACUUUUUUGGCAUACAGGACAGAAGCAAAGGUAGUGUGGCGUUUGAAAGUUAGGGUAGUAUGGCAUUGAGUCGGUAGUCUUAAUGGUUUUUUUUUUUUUUUGCCAUUUCCCUUGGAAUUUCGCACUUACUGACCGACCGACCCAGCCAUAGGAAUGAGAUGACCCUGAAGCAGAAAGUUAAAGUAUAAACUAUAUCUGUCAUCUGUACGUCAUCGCAUUCCUUGGAUUUGCCUCCCUGCCCUAGCUUUGUCAUUGCCCCGUAUUGUUUAUGUAUAACUCCAUUAACUCUUCAUUAACUCAUCCUUCAAACAACCGCAGAAGCCACAGCUCUGAUCUUAUUGGUCACCAUUAGAAUUUUAAGGCGGGUCCUUUCCCACGAUUGGCCACCGUAAGAUGGUCUUACUGAUACGAUUGGAUGAGUGUUCAGAAUGUUUUCCUGGUCUCGAAUUUUUCUCUUUUUGUUUUUUUUUCUUUCUUUCUUGUUUUUUUUUUUGUCGCCCCCCUUCGAGAAGCCGCCUCCUCACCCCAGGAGGAAAACACCCACGCCUCCCAAUCAUCCAAUCACCACCUUCCUCCCCUCACAACAAUCACUGCAGAACUCUGGGAAAUGUAGUUCUAAAAAACAAAAAGGGGUGUGUCCACACAGGGGUCACACAUCAGCCCUGAGCCAAUGGCACGACUGAUUUCAUUGUUUUUGGGUUUAUUUUCUCCCUUUUUUUGGUUUUGUUUGUUUAUUAGUUUGUUUUUGUUGUUGUUUUUCCCUCUAGUGUAAGGCUCUUUGGUGGGGAGGGGAUGACUGUGAGUGUGAGCGUGCAAGUGUGCGUUUAGUGUGCCUGCGAAUAGUGAGUGCACUGUGUAUGAGGUGGGUGGUAUGCGCUUGAGUGAAUGUGUGUGUGCGUGUGUGUGCGCGCGUGCAAGUGUGUCCUGUCUCCCUGGGGGCGUUUUAAAGGAAAGGCUGCAGAUGUCUAUACUACCAAGUUGGUUCAGGAGUAAACCAGGUUAACUUGAGAGGUAAAUCACCUAAUAGAAGAGC